AUGUUUUUGCUAGUGCGCUUCUCCAAUAAGCGGCGAGACACCGCAUUGGCAAUAGAGAACGCAAAAUUGUCUGCCGAAACUGUCCAACGAUGUAAUAAACUUUUUACCGGCGAACCGAAAACUGCAGUAGCGACUUCGUAUAAAAGGUGCGGCUAACUGAAGGAAACCACGCAAUCAGCUUCCUUCUCCUUUUUCUUCUCAACUUCGUUUCUUUAACUUUUAAUCAACCAAACAUUUUGUAGGGGAAUGUCGUACGACGAUCCAAAGAAGGUCGCGGAGGAGACCGAGAACUUCCGUCGGCUCGCCUUCCGAGGUACUUCAACUCAUUCGUUUCCUCAGUUUCAACCGCUAAAUUCAUCUCAGGAAUCGUCGUUUCGACGAUUGCAACUUUGACGGCCAUCGUUGCCGUUCCUAUGCUGUACAACUACAUGCAGCAUGUGCAAUCCUCUCUUCAGUCUGAGGCAAAUCACAAGAAAAUUUUCCUCAAACCGUUUAUUUUCUUUUUCAGGUCGAUUUCUGCAGACACCGCACCGACAGCUUGUGGAAUGAGUACCACAACGUAAGAAUUUGAAGAAACACUAGAAAAUACUGAGCAAGUGGUUUCAGUUCGAAGGAGUGACUGGAGUCGAAGGACGCAUCAAGAGAUCGACCUACCAACGCGGAGCCGGAGUCACUGGACAUGCUCGCCGCGCCGUUGCUCGUAGACAAACCGAAGGCAGCUGCUGCUCGUGCGGAGUUGGAUCCGCUGGACCCCCAGGAGCUCCAGGACAGGACGGAAACCCAGGAAACGAUGGACAGCCUGGAUCUCCAGGAGCACCUGGCCCAGACUCUGGAGAUGACAGCUCUCGCAAUGCUCCAGAAUUCUGCUUUGACUGCCCACCAGGUUUUUUUCAAUACGUUUUCUUUUAAUUUUACCAUAACUACUUCAGGCCCUGCUGGACCAGCCGGACGACCAGGAGCUAAAGGUGCUCCAGGAGCCCCAGGAGCUCCAGGAUCUGGAGGCGGCGCUGCUCGACCAGGACCACCAGGACCAGCUGGACCAGCCGGAGCUCCAGGAAACGACGGACAGCCAGGAGCUCCAGGAGCUCCAGGAGCUCCAGGACAAGUCGUCGAUGUUCCUGGCACUCCAGGACCAGCCGGACCACCAGGACCAGCCGGACCAGCUGGAGCCCCAGGACAGCCAGGAGCACCAGGAAACUCCUCCCCAGGAGCUCCAGGACCAGCCGGAGACGCCGGUGCGCCAGGAGCCCCAGGAAGCCCCGGAGCUCCAGGAGAGCCUGGACAAGAUGGAGAGUCCGGUGGCUCUGGAAGCUGCGACCACUGCCCACCACCACGCACUGCCCCUGGAUAUUAAACCACACACUUUCAAUUCCAUCUUAUCCCUUUGUACAGCUCGUAGAAGAAGUGCAGCGAUUCCCAAACCUCUCGAUUUGCUCCUUCCGCUUAGUACGUGUAAACUCGUCAAGUCAAUUUGGGCUCGAUGUAAUAAAAACAUUGAUCUGGAAAUUCUUUCUUUGACUUUACAAAGAAAAAAGAAAAAAACUUUUAUAAGCCACAAUCAACAGUCGAACUCGCCAGUUAUCAAAAGACUUGAGAAUAUAAACAAGAAGUGCUCAUAAAUCCAAGUUAGUUGCCUAGUGUACCUAUCAUUUUGGUCGGCUCGAAAUUUCAUGAGUGAAAAAAAGCGCGAUCCUUUCUUCUCAUAUCGAAAUAUGCCAUUUUUUUGAAAUAUUUUUUUCAAACAAUCAUUUUUCUUAUCUCAUUUAUCUCAUUUCAUCACGUCGACUAGUCGGUCUUAUUGCCGCUCUCUCAUGGGAUAAUAUUCCGACGCCCGUCAGCCCUGGACAAGCUGGGCGCCGUACUGUUCCAACAUGGGGAAGCAGUUUACUCGCUGGUACUACCAACGGCCCAUCAUUAUCUCCCAACGCUAGCUGUCACGCCGGGACUUAUUGGACAACGAUUGUGGACCGUAACCCGCGCCGACGACUAA
Messenger RNA from Caenorhabditis auriculariae, 1990 nucleotides. The record is from the annotation of a GenBank genome assembly. NCBI's taxonomy places the organism in Eukaryota, Metazoa, Nematoda, Chromadorea, Rhabditida, Rhabditidae.